AUGUGCGAUGAUUUUGAAAAGGAAUACUCCAUUGUAUCAUCAGGCACCUGUGUCGAAUAUUUCAAGUCGAGAAGGCACUAUCUUCCGCAAAAAACUGUCAAAGUUGGUAGCACCAAAAAAGUACUCCGCAGUGCGACUAAAAUGUUUAGCCCACUAUACGAAGUGGAGACAGCGUUCGACCUUCAUACGUGUCCGUUGUCGUGCCCACCAGUCUACAGCCCGGUGUGUGUCAACGUGAAUCGUGGACACGGACUCUAUUUCAAAUACUUCACGUUUGUCAACCAUUGCGUCGGUGAUCUCUAUUACUGUCGCCAUUGGGAAGAAUUCAUGCCUCCGCCAGGAGAAACCGAGCUUGUAAAAAGUUCCAAGUUGAGUUGGUCGUUGUGUGCAGCUAAUAGAUAUAUCCAAUUCGCAAGAUUCACAGAGGUGACAUCUUCUAUGGGUCAUUACGGCUGGCUAGCGGGAGAUUACAGACCAACACAAAUACUGAAGCCUCACCAAAGGAAUCCAUUAUUUGGUUAGGAAGAUGCGGACUGGGCGACUCUAAACAUUGCCUAGAUUUUGCUAAGUUCUCAUCAAUGAAGAUUUUGCACCACAAAUAAAAUCUAGCAACUCUGUGUUUAUUUAUUUUUUUGGGACGUUUUUUGAAAUUGAAAUAAUAUGUCCUUUUACAGGCAAUUAUAGUUAUUUUAAUUUAUUUUUAAUAUUUUAUAUUUAGCCACCCUGUUUAGGUUGCCAUUUCCUGUUCAUAUUAUUGUAUUUGCAUAAAACAGCAUAUAAAAAAAGGUAUGUUUGAAUGUCAUAUGUAUGAUUAAUGUAGAAAAAAAAACACCAAGCUAUAAGUAAUUAUAUAUAUUUACAUUAUUAUCACACCAUUUAUGUUUAAUCAAAAGUUAUAGUAAUAGUAGGUAUAUCUACUAUAUUAACACUAUGUAAGCCUAUAAUAUAAAGGCUAAUUAAGUUAGUCCUGUUAUUAAAAUGGAGCAUAACAUAAUGUAUGUCAGUCACUUUCAUUUAAAAGUUGAAAUAAUGUCUUUAUACAGGCAAUUAUGUGUGUUAACUUGUUUUUAACUUUUAUGUUUAGCCAUCCUUUUUUUUAGA
Molecule: messenger RNA, 1101 nt
Organism: Bicyclus anynana (squinting bush brown)
Lineage: Eukaryota; Metazoa; Arthropoda; Insecta; Lepidoptera; Nymphalidae
Exons: 6
Coding region: 1-522 (173 amino acids)
Source: RefSeq, a predicted model, not a curated record